AUGAGGUCGAGUCUCCUGCCAAGCCGUCUGACCCGCGGGUGUAAAGUUACGAGCGCUCUCCGAGGACACACCUCCAGAGGGAGUUUCCUGGGAGCCGAGCAGGAUCCUCCUGCAGCUGCGAAAAGCUCCCACUCGGAGAAGUCGCUCUGCAGAUCCGCAGUUCUUGCAGCUCCGGACGGGAAAGCGCCCGGGAUGGGCCACUCUUUACGCGCGGCUGCCCUGCUGGCCUUCGUGGUCCUGUCUGUCCUGGUGUCUCUCCUCAUUACGAGCCUGAAGCAGUUUGGAUCUCGAUCAACGCGCUUUUUCAACCCCACCGGUCCGGAGGAGCUGCACAGGGGGCUGGAUGUCCAACUCAGGGAGAGACGGAAAGAGAUCCUCCCGCUGCUCCUUCCUCGCUAUGGUGAUGAUGGUGAUGAUGAUGAGAAAAACGGAGUUUUGGAGGACGUUCAGCACUCCUCCGACUCUGUUCUGGAUCUCAGUUUGUGGAAUGAGGUCACGCUUGGCACCGGGAAGGCGCACCGGGAUCAGAUGGGCUGCGAGUCCUUAGUGGACGUGCGGGCGGUGGAGGUGCUCGGGUCCGGAUACACCAAGCUGGUGGUGAAGGCGAACGUGGCCGGAGGUCAGGCCGUGGCGCUGAAGAUGGUCAACGAGGAAGGCGUCGACAUGAGAAAGUGCAUGAAGGAGUUUAAGGACGCGCAGGGAUGCCGGGAGCUGGUCUCCUUCAAGCUGCAGAAAGAAAUGCUGCUGCUGCAGAGACUGCGCCAUCCCAACGUCAUCAAGCUGAAGGGCCACUGUUCAGGAGUCCUGGGAGGAGGAGGAGCGGAAAGAGGAAGAGUCGCUGUCAUUCUGGAGCAGGGGAUUCCUCUCCAGAUGAUCCAGCUGCUCCAGACUCCCUGGGAGGACAGAUUCAGGGUGUGUCUGGAUCUGGUCCGGCUGCUGCACUUCCUGUCCCGCUCUCCUCUGGGCUCCGUGGGGCUGCUGGACUUCCAGCCGCGGCAGUUCGUCACCGUCUCCGGCCAGCUGAAGCUCACUGACCUGGACGACGUCAGCGCCGGGGAGAUCGCCUGCUGGACGGACGCCGACUGCACGCUCAAGUUCCCGCACAGGAACUUCACGGUGCCCUGCUCGGCGCGGGGCGUGUGCGACGGCCUGAACGAGAAGAGGAACGUUUACAACGCCUACAGGUUUUUUUUCACCUACCUGCUGCCUCACCAGGCUCCUCCCGGCCUCACACACCUGGUCGACCACAUCAUGAACACCACAGGGGAGCUGAAAGCCGACAUCAAUCAGACUCUGGCGGCCUUUGAACACAUCCUCCUCCUCUACAAAUCGGGCCUCCACCUGGACAACCUGCACCCUUCAGCCCUGAGAGAUUACACCGUGAUGCGAGACAUGAGCACCUCUGGGAACGGGGAGUACCGCUGCUGGCCGUCCUACAGCCAGCAGGGCUGCGUUUUGUCCGUCCACAGCGCCAGAGAGGCUGCGCACAUCUGCAACUCCCACUCUCAGUGCAACAGCUUCACUCUGACCGGACAGAAGACGUGGACGGGCCACCACCUCGCUUCGUUCAGGAGCAGCUUCAGCCACCUGGUGCCCGACUCCGCCUCGGAGGUCUACGUGAAGAAGAGCAAAGUUCCCCAGCCGCCGCCGCCGCCAUCGUCGUCUUGACCUGCUGCCGCAGCAAUCGGAGCUGACGUGAAGAGAGAGCUGGAACACGGCUCGUUGGCGGGAAGUGAAGCGGGAGCGCUGCGUUUACGCAGAGAACUGAAGUCUCUCUGUGAACACGCUGACCGCAGCUCGGCCCGGCCGCAUGAGGAGCGGCCUGCGGAGGCUGUUUGAAGUCAGCAAGUGAACGUGUUGUAUUUAUAAGGCUUCUGCUCAGCGACUGUUUGAUCUGCCUGCCAGCUCGCUGCCUCUGCCAGCUACUAUUUAAAGGGAUUUCCCUUUAGGUACCAUUAAGGAGGGAGAGCCUUGUGCCCUCACUUAUUUUGUUUUUUUCCUUUAUUUGCCAUGUGACUCGGCUCUCGCCAGAGCUUAAAAGCGGACCUCGGAGUUCGGCGUUUGACGAGAAACGAAAACAAGUUCAGAGAGAAGCGGACUUUGAUGGAGGACGCUGAGGUCGGGGUUGUGUUUUCAUGGUUGUCUGGAUUAAGCUGCAGCCAUGUGAGCGUUGGAACAUCAACACUGGGACAGAUAAUUAAAACCAUUCCACAGACGCCUGCUCUCACAUGCAUUUUAUACAAAACCUAGUCUUACUGUUCAUAAAUAUUUAUACAAUCAAGUGAAAUGUAAUUUUAUAUAGUGCACCUUGUGGGUGAAACUUUUAUUUUCAAUGAAAAAUGUAUUUUUUUUUACCAGGCUACAAAAACACGUCUUACUUUUGGUCUAGUUUUUAGUGCAAAUAUCUUGGGACAUUUGAAAUAAAACAAAACUAACUUGUUUUAAGUAGAUCUUUCCUGAAUAUUGAUGAGAAAUGACUUGUUUCAGUUGUUGCAUUUUGAAAAUAAAUUAUCUUAAUGAAAACUUUGCAGUUUUGGGGGAAAAAACUAAUUUUUGGACUGAGAUGAGUUUUUUUUCUCCGUAUCAAAAUUGGUUAAUUUGGGAAAACUGUAGUGGAAACAUGUUUUUUGCAUCAUGAGUCACAUAAUCAACAAUCAGAUGUUACCACUGGCAGAAACCACAAAGAAGACAACGACAGGAAGUAGUUAGAGGAUGAUGGUUUUGCUUGAAGAAUCACAGCAAUUGUGAAAUUGUUUGACUUUACAGCACAUUUACAAUGGAGGUUCCACUUAGAACAUGAAAUAAUCUUCCAGUAAUUAUUUACCUAAACUCUUAUAUCUCUCUAAAAGUUACUUGUAAUUUAGUUCUGUUUUCUUUCAGGUGUAUAAAUAUAUUUGCACUAGAAAUAACCAAAAAACUUGGCAUUUUGUGUUUUUGCAGUGCAUUUGUAACUGUAUGAUUUGUCCCUAUAUAAAUGUAUUCCUUGUCCUUUUCA
This is a messenger RNA of Poeciliopsis prolifica (blackstripe livebearer), 2995 nucleotides long. It is a transcript of the gene pkdccb, whose product is annotated as protein kinase domain containing, cytoplasmic b. Lineage: Eukaryota; Metazoa; Chordata; Actinopteri; Cyprinodontiformes; Poeciliidae. Gene Ontology annotation, molecular function: non-membrane spanning protein tyrosine kinase activity; ATP binding. Gene Ontology annotation, biological process: protein phosphorylation. The record is from RefSeq and is a predicted model, not a curated record.